AUGACCAACCCACGCAUCCUCCUCCUCGGCGGCCACGGCAAAGUCUCCCUACUGAUGACACCCAAACUUGUCUCUCGAUCCUGGGACGUCAUAUCCGUCAUUCGUAACCCAGAGCAGAAGAACACUAUCUUGGAAGCAGGCAAGAACGGACCAGGCAAGAUUGAGGUGUUGGUGGAGAGCUUGGAGGAUGUCAAGAGCGAGGGAGAUGCGAAGAAGAUACUUGAGAAAGCGAAGCCAGAUUGGGUUAUUUGGAGUGCUGGCGCCGGAGGUAAAGGAGGCUCGACACGAACCUACGCCAUUGACCGCGAUGCCUGCACAUUCUUCAUCCGCUCCUCCCUCUCCACCCCAUCUAUCACCAAGUUCUUGCUUGUCUCUGCGCUCUCCAGCCGGCGAACCCGCGCCGCAUGGUGGGAUGAAAAAUCCUGGUCUACAGUCCGCAAAGUCAACGAGGAGAUGAUGCCCGAUUACUACAAGGCAAAGCUCGCUGCUGAUGAAGCGUUGACUGUGCUUGCGGAGGAGAAGAAGGACUUUGGGUAUAUUGUGCUAAGACCGGGGAACUUGAGUGAUGAGCCGGAGAGUGGGAAGGUUGUGCUGGGGAAGACACCUGCGAGGGGACAGGUUACGAGAGCGGAUGUUGCGGAAGUGGCGGCGAGGUUGUUGGAGAAGAAUAGUGCGAGAGGUUGGUUUGAUUUGCUUGGUGGUGAGGCGGAUUUGGCAAGUGAGGUGGAGAGGGUUGUGAAGGAGGGUGUGGAUAGUAGGGAGGGAGAGAGCUUGGAUAUUAUGAAGAAGGAUCUCAAGCUGUGA
Messenger RNA from Cadophora gregata, 804 nucleotides. RefSeq lists its product as uncharacterized. NCBI's taxonomy places the organism in Eukaryota, Fungi, Ascomycota, Leotiomycetes, Helotiales, Ploettnerulaceae. The record is from RefSeq and is a predicted model, not a curated record. The transcript is spliced from 2 exons. Bases 1 to 804 code for a protein of 267 amino acids.